Molecule: messenger RNA, 1160 nt
Organism: Chelonoidis abingdonii (Abingdon island giant tortoise)
Lineage: Eukaryota; Metazoa; Chordata; Testudines; Testudinidae
Gene: ANKRD49
Product: ankyrin repeat domain 49
Molecular function (GO): protein binding
Source: RefSeq, a predicted model, not a curated record
AGCUGCGGACCGGAAGUGUCGCGCUGGGCUCUGUCUAUAUGUGCUUUCAUGUGGAGGGGGAGGGUCGCUGAGGCCUGGGCCGCCGUCGCCAGCCAGUCCCGCCUCUGAAAUGCGUGAGGCUAGGCAGGUAUUUUUGCCCCCAUUGCAGCCCAGGGCGGGAGCCAGUCACAGCUCGGAAGCUCAGCGGCGCCCGGGUGGCUCGGUGCAGUCCGUUAGCAGGACCGCUCAGUGCUGCCAGAAGUGGCGCGGGUGGUUUAGAACUCAGAGUCUUUGGUCAGGAGAAUCUGAUGAGGAAGAUGAAGAGGAGGAAAAAAGUGAGGAGUGGUACCAACUGCAAGAAAAGAAAAUGGAGAACAAUCCAGAAAAACUGCUGCUUUGGGCAGCUGAAAAAAAUCAGCUUAGCACAGUGCGCAGGCUCCUUUCUCAACAGCUAGCUCCCGUUAACGUCCAAGACGAAGAUCAAUACACACCCCUCCAUCGAGCUGCCUACAGUGGACAUUUAGAUGUUGUGCGUGAAUUAAUUGCCCAAGGUGCAGAUGUCCAUGCACUGACAGUGGAUGGCUGGACACCUCUACAUAGUGCGUGUAAGUGGAACAAUACAAAGGUGGCUUCGUUUUUACUUCAGCAUGGUGCAGAUAUCAACGCUCAAACAAAUGGAUUACUGACACCAUUGCAUCUUGCUGCAGGAAACCGAGGGAGUAAAGAAACACUAGAACUUCUGCUGAUGAAUCGUUACGUGAAACCAAACCUAAAAAAUAACUUGGAUGAAACUGCAUUUGAUAUUGCUAGAAGAACUGACAUAUAUCACUACCUUUUUGAAAUUGUAGAAAAUUGCACAAAUUCUGUGCCAGAUUCUUAGAAAUUCUCAUUAUUUAAACUUCAGAAUGUGAAUUUCACAUGCUUCCUCUUUGUAACACAGCAUUCUUUAUACGUUCUCCCAAAACAAGUGGUUUUCCCCAAUUCUCACAAAAGAUUUAAUGGGUGAUAUCAUAGAGGGAGGUCUCAUGAUUAAGAUCGCAUUAUUUUUGCAAAAUAACUGACCAUAUACUUACUUAGACUUUGACAUAUUAUCACUUACAUUAGUAGCAUAGCUGGGGGGGAGUGGCCACUCCUCCACUGAGCACAAGUGGCGGCUUUUUAAUUUUACUCACCCGGGAGCG